AUGACUGUUCCAAAUGACGUGGUCGCCAAUGGAGGCCCCGAGAAAGAGCCUGAAAGGCCAGACUCAGCAGUGGACUUGAACGAUGACUAUGUCCUAACUCGAGAUGCGGCUGCGUCUGCACGACUGAAUCUGUCUCACUACAUCUGGCACAGCUCGUUCGGAUACAACCUGCAUCCACGAAUCAAGGAUGCCAUUGGAGGCAGGGAGAAUCUUCAUGUCGCGGACAUUGGCACUGGAACUGGAAUAUGGCUACUGGACAUGGCACAACAAUUGCCGCGCUCUUGCCAGCUAGAUGCCAUCGACAUCAGCUUCGGUCAAUUUCCGCCACAAGAAUGGUUGCCCAGUAAUAUCUCUCUUCGCCUCGUCGACGUCUUCAGGCCACCACCGGAGGAGCUCAUCGCGAAGUACGACAUCAUCCACAUCCGCCACUUCGUCUGCGUAGUCAAAGACAAUGACCCAACACCACUCUUGAACAACCUCCUCAGAAUGCUUAAGCCUGGCGGCUGGAUUCAGUGGGACGAGUGGGAUGUUCUCGAUCGACACUUCACCAAGACGCAGCCUGACGGGCCGCAAGACUCCAUCGACAAGCUCGAGGCCGAAUUUGCUGUCAUGCGUCGACAUACUCCAUCGCCACAGUGGCCGCCAAGGCUGGAUGAGUACAUGCUUAGGUCGAACAUGCAGCAGACGUGUAUUGAGAAGCGACUUUCGAACAUCAGCCAUCUGCCGUUCAUGCAUGAUCUCACUCUUCUGGUGUUUCAGGAGCUGAUCGAUGGAGCGGAAAUGAAUGGGUUGAUUGACGCAGAGAAGACGCGGUAUCUGAGACAUCUGUUAGGCGGCGCAACGAGGGAGAGUAGGAUUGGUGCGGCGUGGAAUCUGACAAGGUGCAUGGCCGUCGCUCAGAAGGCUAUUGACGAUAGAGCACAUUCGUUCAUUCUGUAG
Messenger RNA from Zasmidium cellare ATCC 36951, 939 nucleotides. RefSeq lists its product as uncharacterized. Bases 1 to 939 code for a protein of 312 amino acids. NCBI's taxonomy places the organism in Eukaryota, Fungi, Ascomycota, Dothideomycetes, Mycosphaerellales, Mycosphaerellaceae. The transcript has 3 exons. The record is from RefSeq and is a predicted model, not a curated record.